Rotaria sordida is the source of this 828-nucleotide messenger RNA. Lineage: Eukaryota; Metazoa; Rotifera; Eurotatoria; Philodinida; Philodinidae. The record is from the annotation of a GenBank genome assembly.
AUGAUGGAUACAGGUGCAAAUCGAUCUUUUAUUUCAAUCAAAGCAUUAGAUCCAUCCUAUGGUAAGCAAUUUAUUAAUAAAUCACAUAGUCGUGUAAUUUUAGCUGAUGGUUAUACAUCUCUUUCUGUUUUUGGUACAAUGAAUUUAUUUAUUAUGAUGGAUGAUAUGUCAACUUCUAUUAAGGCAUUAUUCGUUAAAGAAUUAUGUGCCAAUUGCAUAUUAGGUAUAGAUUUCAUUCAUAAAUAUAAAUUAUUUAUUAAUACUGAAGAACAAAUAGUUUCCAUUAGUGAUAAUUAUAAACGUAUCGCAUUAAAAUUUGAUAUUAACAAAGGUGACAUAAGAUAUUCUGCAUGUCUAAUUAAUAAUGUCCGGAUUCCACCAAAGAGAACAGUGACAGUUCCUGUAUCUGUAGAAUUAUCAUCAGCUAAAGUAUUAUUUUGUCCAUGCUUUAAAUUACAACAACGAUUACCUAUAUUUAUAAACUCAAUUAUUGACCAUCGAUCCGUAAAUAACAACAUUACUAAUUUAACUCGACAUAUUGAUAAUCCUGAACAACAAGAUAGAGUUGAAACUCUUCUUAAUCAAUUUGCAAAAUUACUUGGUACUAGUAAAUUAACAAUUGCUACUAAUGUAAAAUCUCAUGCUAUUAAAACACUUGAUCAUCCUCGACCAGUAUCCAAACCAUAUUAUUCUACUCCAAGUGAACAAGAAGAAAUUAUUACUAUUAAGGAUAAUCAUCCAUUACCCAAUAUGAAGCAAGCAAUACAAUUAUUAGGUGGUGGUUAUAAAUUUUUUUCCAAACUUGAUAUGAAGAGUGGAUUUUGUUAA